UAAACACAAGUAGCAUGUUAACAUAAGGUUACAUUCCUUUUGUCCAUGUUUAUUAUAUAUUUCAUUUUGUACCUGAAGCAAAUGUGAUACUGUCUGUAUGCUAACAUAAGGUUGUUAAUUAGUGUUGGCUAAGACUGUAAGGCUUGUUAAUUUAUUUCAGUGUGUAGUGGUGAUUGUGUUGUGUUCUAGCAUGUUUGAAAUUCCAUUAAAUUAAACCCUCUAUGUGUUGGGAGCUACAUAUUAACAUUAGCUAGCUAACUAGCAUUUUGGCUAACCUUGGUGCACGGGCAAUUCGCUUGUUAUUGUUACAUUUUAAAUUGUGUAAGGCAAGCAUUAACUAAUUAAAAUUUUACACUAAUGUUACAUCUUUCACUUCUUUUUGGAUACUUAGCUAUAGAGGUCGUUUUCAGUAAGGUUAUUGUCUUAUUUCAAUUCCGCUGUCUUUGGCGAAUUUACAGUUCCAGUUAUUACAACCAGCAGGCAGUAUAAAGUUGAUAAAGUAUUCAAAAUAUCCAGGAUUCAGUUUGUAAUGUUUUCUUUUAGUAGUUUGAACUUAAGAUGACAGUGUUUGUAUUUGUAGUGAGUUAACUUGAUGUUAACUAAUGAUGGUAUUGACACAAGUUACCUUUUUCCAUUUUGGUUAGCAGACUAUUCAGUAUGUUAAACUAAAGAUGAAUAAAAUACUGACUCCCUAGUGCUAAGUUAGAGCAGACAAACGGUAAAAGUACUAGUAAUUAUUUUAGUUUUGUAUUGAGGAAUAUAUUUCAUGUAGGUGAAAUACUCAUUUAGUACAGGGCUUAAAAACUACAGCCAAAGGGCUGAAACACCUUGUUACACUGAAAAAAGUCACAUACAGUGUAAGAAAUAACAAUGCAAGGCUGUUUUACUGUUAUUUAUGGGACUGUUUUAAUAUUCACAUUUUCUGUUUACAGUAAUUCGAUGAAGAGCACUGAUUAUAAGAAAUUACUGUCUACAGGAAGCAUGCCAGAGGAAUUGUAACCUUUUUCCCUUACUUCAGUGGCCCGUACUUCAAAAAUGGCUAUUGUCUGUACAUGUCACUCUCCAAGGAACAUUAUUAUGAUGGCGAAAGUGGCACUGGGUACUUGGCCUGGAGGAUUAAAGCCAUACAGAGAUGCACUGCUAAAGAGAGGCGAUUAUCAUCUGGAGCACCAGCAGAUGGAUCAUCCAGUGAAGACCAGUGUGGCGGACCAACUGUCAGACGAGAGUUGCAGUUUGUUACAGAGAAGGUGCUGAGUGAGGAUGAGUGCAAGGAUACAAUCUCUCUGAUGAAAAAUUCAGCUGAUGAAGACACAUUCAAGAAGAAGAUGAAGUUGACAUUUGUUUAUCGACACAGCAUGGUCCUUGACCUCCUGCUGUCAAGCAACAUACCGUCUGUUUCUCCAUGUUUCAAAGAUAUCAAAGGCUUGAACGAACAGGAUUUUGUACUGAUGUUUGGUGAGGAUGUAUCAGGCAGGUUGCUGGAGAGGUGGCCAACAACAUUCAAAAGAAAGAUUAUCCAACAAGGCAGAAAGCUUCCUUCUACCAGUGACCUGAAAGAACUCUUGCUGGCAGCUGACUCACCUGAGGAUGCCACAGAAGUUAAUGCUGACAUUGGCUGGGACAGUGACCUCUCAGCAAUUCUAUUGCUAUUACACCUGAUUCCACUAUCUGGUCAGGGUCGGAAGAGACCAGGAAAGGUGUCAGCUUCUCAAGCAGAAAGGGGUCUUGUGGUCUUCAAGAAGACUGGAACAAAUAUCCAAGAGCACCUUGAUGCCAUCACUACCAGCACUCAACCCGACCUCCUGGCUGUUGGGGUGAAAAAGAAUGACAUCCACCAGUUCUUCAUUAUUCUUGACAAGAAUGCCAUACCAUGCAAGUCUACCUCUUCACUUGGUUCUUUUGAUGAACUGUUUAAAGCACAUUUUGUGUUUGGCAUAUCUUACAACACUAUGCUUCACAACAUGUACACGUUCAUUCAAACCACAGGUUUUAGAAAACAUUUAAAUACCAAACACCUUAACUAUUUUGACCAACAGGCUGACACUGAUGUUAAUCUACAGCCCGAAGGUCAAAUAAGAGCACUUUGGAAAUGUGUGCCUCUGCUGUUGCACAGCUCAGGGCAGCUGGAUUAAGCCAAUCUACUGUGAACAGUUUUGUCUCCUCAAUGGAGGAAGUGUUUCUUGAGAUUCAUACUCAGGCUAAAGAUGCAGCCUUACAGAGCGUACCUUUACAGGACACCACAAGUAAAAAUAAAUAUUAUAGUAAUAAAAUAAAGCAUUGGGAGUACUUCAGCCUUGAAAGAUUAGCUUUAGGACCAGGAAAGAUGGUGACACUUGGAAAGCUGGAAGAAGGUCCAGAAAUUGCUUGGAGCUGUGCUGUCUACCAGUUUGUUUUCAGCUAAGUGGAUAAUAACGCACGGUACAGAGUACCGCCCUGACUUUAUCAUCUGUGCAGAUGUAGUGUCUGAGAUUCCGUUUUUUUUGUAAGAUCAAAAAGUAUUGUUGUGAAAGAUGACAUUGUAUUGCUCUGCGGAAAACUGAUGGAAACCCUGUGUUUUGAUGACCAUUAUCAUGCAUUUAGGAACAGACUGCAUCCCAAUGUGGUGCUGAAGGUGUUGAACAUAAAUGAGCUGUGUUGCUUCUUCAAAUGAAGUAUGGCAUUUCAGAUUCCUCCUUGUAUGUCGUUUCAUAUGCCGUUUUAUGCCAAACUAAAUUCAUUGUUUUAAAGUGUUUUAUACACUACAUGAGAUGUUUUUAUAUUUUGAGCCUGACAUAAAAAUAAAGCUGUUAAAUGUAUUAUCUAGUUGUGGUUUUUGCUUAGUUGUUUUAUAUGUAAAAGCAUUAUUAAAAACCAGGUUUCCAUGCUGCAAAACAGUGAAUUGUGUGUAAAGGUAAAACUACAGGAAGAGUUUUAGUAACACUACUUGGUGUAAAAUUAAUUACAAAUUUUACUCUAUGAGAGCUAAUUUUUCACUAGAGAUUAGUGUGUGAAUAACACAGUAUAGAGUAACAUCAACUCCCAUCAGAGUUCUUUGAACCCCCAGUGUUAAUUUCAAAUAACUCAAUUCAGUGUUAAAAAUCAGUGGGAUUUUACUCAAAUAGAGUUAAUUUAUCACUAUGAUAGAGUAAAUAAUAUGACACCACUAGUAGUGUUAAUUUGAUUUAACACUAUGCGGUGUUACUCAGUGUUAAAUUUUUACUCUAUUUAGAGUUAAAUUUACUCUAAAAUUUUAACACUAUAGAAAGAGUUGAUUUAACACCAAUUCCGAAUGGGACCAAAUAGACUCGGAAACAGUGUUAAAUUUAACUCUUUAAGUGUUAGUUUGACACUGCAAAUUUUACUGUGUAGUUAACAUUCUUGUUUUGAUUUAACCAUAUAUCACAUGUAAUCUGCAAUAGGCAAACAUCUACUAUCCCGGGUUUGUUUAUGUUUUGCACUUUUACAGAUUAUAUAACAUGUUGGUUUAUGUCAAUUCCUACAAGUUUGUUAAGUUAACAUGUUAUUUACUUCAACUGUUAAUUUAUAUUGUUUAGAACUUACCUUACC
Messenger RNA from Oreochromis niloticus (Nile tilapia), 3546 nucleotides. RefSeq lists its product as uncharacterized. The coding region runs from base 1053 to 2132 and encodes 359 amino acids. NCBI's taxonomy places the organism in Eukaryota, Metazoa, Chordata, Actinopteri, Cichliformes, Cichlidae. The transcript has 7 exons. The record is from RefSeq and is a predicted model, not a curated record.